Molecule: messenger RNA, 865 nt
Organism: Phodopus roborovskii (desert hamster)
Lineage: Eukaryota; Metazoa; Chordata; Mammalia; Rodentia; Cricetidae
Gene: Itgb3bp
Product: integrin subunit beta 3 binding protein
Exons: 9
Coding region: 126-656 (176 amino acids)
Biological process (GO): CENP-A containing chromatin assembly; regulation of DNA-templated transcription
Cellular component (GO): nucleoplasm
Source: RefSeq, a predicted model, not a curated record
UCCAGCGGACCGCGGUAUGUGUGACACCGCACCCAGUGCCUACUGCGCGGGCUUUUUGUGCUUCCGCCGCUGCGGUGUCUCAGUUGGUUCUAUCCAGCAACCGUGGCCCUUCCCAGAGUCCCGAAAUGUCAGUUAGAAGAUCACUGAAACUGGAUAACCAGUGUGAAGAAAAAUCAUUUAAUCCUUCAAAAAUCAGAAGGAAGAAAAGUAUUACAGCUUAUUCUCCAACAACUGGAACUUAUCAAAUGAGCCCAUUUUCUUCUCCCUCAACCCGAAAAGAACAAAAGUGUGGAAACGGACCAUCAAAUGGAAAGAGAAAAUGGAAUAACAUCAGCUCACCUGCAAGAAAGGAAUCCACAGCAAAAGACAGUGACGAAUUCAUGGUGUUGCUAUCUAAAAUUGAGAGAUCAUCAGAAAAAACCAUGGAGAUAAUGAAAAAUUUAAGAAGUAUACAGGCUUUGGAGAACAACAGACAACUUGAAGAUCUCAUUGGUGUUUCCCUAGCGCCAUGUUUCUUAAAAGGAGAAGUGGAGAAAACCAGAGAACUAAUGACAAAAGUAACAAAACAAAAACUGUUUGAUAAGAAGAGUUCAAGAAUCCCUCCCAAAGAAGAUCAUCUUGACAGCUUUGAAUUCUUGAAAGCCAUUUUGAACUGAGUGUUCCCUUCAAGUCUGGUAACUGUGUCAAUCUACAUGGGCAUUAGUCAGCCCAUUAAGAAUGAAGCCCAGAGUGAAAUGAAGUGUCACUGAAAGUGGACUGUUAAGUUCGCAACCCUUCUUCUAAGACAGGAAAUGGAGUAUUUGUGGAUUUUUCUAAAUAGGCAAAAAAUAAAGGAGUCCAUUAUGCACUGCCUCUUUAUGCAGAA